Molecule: messenger RNA, 1116 nt
Organism: Sclerotinia borealis F-4128
Lineage: Eukaryota; Fungi; Ascomycota; Leotiomycetes; Helotiales; Sclerotiniaceae
Source: the annotation of a GenBank genome assembly
AUGACAAAAGGUAAAGGCACCGUGCUCAUAACAGGUGCCAAUAGUUCUCUCGCCAUCCCUUCCAUUCAGCACCUCCUAACAAAUUAUCCCACCCACAACGUUCUCCUCACCGUGCGCAACACCAACACUUCUGACGCGAACACUCAACAACUACUUAAAGUCCUGUCCCCUUUCCCUUCAUCUAGAUACUCCCUACGUCCACUAGAUCUCAGCUCUCUCUCCGCCGUUCAAACCUUCGCUGCUGAAACCAAGACAGAGAUAAUCGCCGGCACCCUAGAGCCGCUCGUAGCAAUCAUCUGUAAUGCUUUCAAAUGGAGCAUAACCUCAGGAUUAAAAAUCACCUCCGAUGGCUACGAAAGUUCCAUGGCCGUCAACCAUCUCGCGCAUCUUUCGCUCAGCUUGAGACUCCUGGAUUCUUUUGCACCAGAAGGUGGGAGAAUCGUAAUCCUAGGAAGCGAUGCCCAUUAUCCGGGUAAAAGCGGCUUGGAAAAAUACCCUCCGCUUCUUCCGGAGAAUCUCGAGCUACUAGUGAAGCCUGAGCCGGAUAAGGUGAGCGAAGAGGUGGGGAGAGGGUUUCAGAGAUAUGGUCUUUCUAAGGCGGUGGCUAUUAUGGGAAUGUAUCAGUUGAAUACGAGGUUGCAGAAGUCUACCUCCCCCCACCUCCGCAACAUCACGGCCCUAGCUCUCGAUCCCGGCGGCCUCCCCGAUUCCCGCUGCAUGAACUCUAGCGCCAAUAUCCCCGCCGCCUGGACCUUCCUCAUGAAACGCAUCCUGCAACCCCUAUUUCUCGGUCCUCUAGCUCCGCUUUUUACUUAUUUCUUUCCGUCGCUAGCAUUGCGUUCAACGCGUGAUGCGGCGGUAGAUGUUGUUGUGAUGGCGGUUGGAGAUUUGAGUCGUGGGGAUGGAGAUAGGGAAAGGGAAGGAGGUGGGGAAGGAGAAGGUGGUGGAUAUGGAUAUGGUGGGUAUUAUGGCAAUGCCACGCGUGUGAAGUUGGGGAAAGAACAGAGUUCGCCGGAGACGAGGGAUGAGAGGAUACAGGUGGAGGUUUGGAGGGCGAGUUUAAGGUGGGUGGGGAUGGAGAGGGGGAAUACGGUGCUUGAGGGGGUUUUUGAUUAG